Molecule: messenger RNA, 2043 nt
Organism: Scophthalmus maximus (turbot)
Lineage: Eukaryota; Metazoa; Chordata; Actinopteri; Pleuronectiformes; Scophthalmidae
Gene: hexd
Product: hexosaminidase (glycosyl hydrolase family 20, catalytic domain) containing
Exons: 12
Coding region: 368-1810 (480 amino acids)
Biological process (GO): carbohydrate metabolic process
Molecular function (GO): hexosaminidase activity
Source: RefSeq, a predicted model, not a curated record
AAUUCCUGUUGAACAUUAAUAACAUUUAGGCUGCGGUUCAGUUAUACCUAAAAUUGUAAACAUGUGGGGGGUUUUUUAGGCUGAGCAAAUGCUAAACUCUUACAUCAGGUAGCAAUCGCUCUUCAAUCCAUUGCUUUGGCCGCUCAGACUAAACCAAUCAAGUGCCUACAUUGUUUAUUUGCAUCGAACCCAAUAUAAAGGACACGGAUGGAGUCGACAACAAGCUUUUACUGCUGGUCGACCUUUGGCUAUUUGAUGUGAUGUAAUGUGCUUCCCCACCCCACCUCACCCCACCCCAGUGGCAGACCUGUCCGACUAAACCAAUAUAUCCGGGUCUGACUUGGUCCCUACUUUACCGUGGCGCAGGAUGGAGUGUCCAUCGUGGCCGAGGGGAAAGAAGCUGGUUCACCUGGAUCUGAAAGGUGCCCCUCCGAGGGUGGAGUACCUCCACGAACUGAUCGAGCUCUUCUCCCGGCUGGGAGCGGAUGGGCUGCUGGUGGAGUACGAGGACAUGUUUCCUUACGACGGGGAGCUGAAGUUGCUGCAGGCCACAGCACAGCCUGCUUACAGCCGAGAGGAAGUUUUAUCCAUGCAGGAGUUUGCCAAGUCUAAGGGCAUGGAGGUCAUCCCACUCGUGCAGACAUUUGGUCACAUGGAGUUUGUGCUGAAGCAUCGGCCCCUAUGGGGCCUCAGAGAGCUGGCACCCUGCGUGGGCACCCUGAAUCCACACUCAGAGGACGGGGUGAGGUUGGUGUUGGAGAUGCUGAGGCAGGUGGUUGAGCUGCAUCCAGGUCUAAACACACUGCACAUUGGAGCAGACGAGGUGUACAUGCUCGGUGAAGGUGAGCAGUCCAAGCUGUGGUUGGCUUCACCAGGACGUACAGUGGAGCAACUUUUCCUGAGUCAUGUGACCAAGAUCGCCAAGGCCAUCAAGGAGACGUGGCCUCACAUGACCAUAAUUAUGUGGGAUGACAUGAUGAGGGGCAUGAACAAGGACAUACUCAAAGGUAGCGGCCUAGUAGGACUCGUCCAGCCCAUGUUGUGGGACUACACCACUGACCUGGAUGUGGACAAAACUGUGUCUCUGCUGGAGAUGUACUGCAGUGCCGGCAUGUCGGAGCUGUGGGCAGCCAGCUCCUUUAAAGGCUCGACCAGUGUGUACACCUGUGUGACCAGCACACAGAGACAUGUGGAGAACCAUCUGCAGUGGCUGAAGGUGGCUGCGUCUUUGUCUGCUGCCAUUAACCUGAAGGGCAUUGCCAUCACAGGCUGGCAAAGGUAUGACCACCUGUCAGUUCUGUGUGAGCUGAUGCCUGUGGCUCUUCCAUCACUAGCCGCCUGUCUGCAGACACUCCUCCACGGUCAGCUCAGCGCUGAGGCCCAGAGCAAAGUGACUGAGAGGCUUGGUAUUUCCUCCGUGGAGGUGGAGGUCAUGGAAAGAAGAUCUGAAGUCGACUCGCUGUUUCCAGGAGGGAGGCUGGCAGAGUUAAUUGUGGAGCUCAAUGCACUGCUGAACUCGGAGGAUAUACAAGGUUUUGAAAACAACAUGUUUGUGAGAGGAUGGUUCAGCCCCUACCAGCGACAGAGGAAGAUGGUAAACCCGCUCAUCAACAUGCAGAUUCACAGCCAAGCAUCAACAUAUUUGGCCGCACUACAACAGCAGGCGGAGGCAGUGAGAGAGGAGAUGGUUCGUCUUUUCCCAGAGUCAACAGCCCAAGAGUGGUUAGAGGAGCACGUUAGCCCUGUCAUGGUUCCUUUACAGAGGAUAACAGAGGAAAUCAUAAACUGUGUAAAGGAAAUGGUGCCGUGAAAUAAUCUGGCAGCUCAGCAUUAAACAGAUUUUUUGACAAAUUCAAACAAUGUUUGUUUGAUUUGAUUUUACCCAAGAGCAAACAGUUGAUUGUAAACUUCACUAAUAUUAACUAGAAAAGAAUUAUGAGCAGAGCAGACUUGGGGGUUUGUAUUCAAAAGAGUUUUAUAUUGUUUUGCAAAUGAAAUGAAGUAAACAAAGACAAUAAAAAUCAACCAACAGUCAACUAAAAA